Molecule: messenger RNA, 2520 nt
Organism: Hordeum vulgare subsp. vulgare (domesticated barley)
Lineage: Eukaryota; Viridiplantae; Streptophyta; Magnoliopsida; Poales; Poaceae
Product: probable anion transporter 4, chloroplastic
Exons: 11
Coding region: 124-1962 (612 amino acids)
Biological process (GO): transmembrane transport
Molecular function (GO): transmembrane transporter activity
Source: RefSeq, a predicted model, not a curated record
AAGAAAGAGAAAGAAGUAUCAACUCGGGGGUGGAGGCACUUAUCCGCACGUCCACCUCUCCUUCUCCCAUGGCUUCUUCUCCACCUUCCCUCCUCCUCCUCCUCUAAUCUCCACCCCGGAGCCAUGGCGAUUGGGGCGCUGCUCUCCUCUUCCACCAGAGCCGCCGCCUGCUUCGCCUCGCCGCUCUCCUCAUCCUCCUCCUCCAACAGAGGAGCAGGAGCAGCAGGAAAGCAACAGCAUGAGCCGACGACGACGAUGAUCAACUACACUACGUCCUCGCCACACACCAGGUGGCCGGUGUGCUCACAGCUCGUUGCCGGACACAGAAAUGGGGGAACCAUCCGGCAUGUCGCCAGCAUGAGCACCGGGAAACACCAGCCUCUGCUCAGCCCUUCUCCUACCAUGAGCCUCUGCAACAACAAUGCCAAUAACGCAGGCCUGGUGAAGAGGAGGCUCAUGUCCAGGGUCGACUGCUUCCUGUUGUCCCCCAACUCCAACCCAGUCACCAACGGAUGGCACAAGCCCAAGAACCUCACCGGUCUCGACACCACCUGCGUGCUGCGGCCCGAGUACAGAGCGCCGCUCAGGAAACGCCGAGACUGCAGGGCCGAGCAGUACGAGAUGGCCGGGUCGCCCUCCGACGUCCCCGCUGAGGCGGCCGUCCUGGUCGGAGACGCCAACGCAGGGGUUGUCUCUGCUCCUCCAUGGUGGCAGCAGUUCCCCAAGCGAUGGACCAUCGUCGUCCUCUGCUUCUUCUCAUUCCUCCUAUGCAACAUGGACCGUGUCAACAUGAGUAUCGCCAUCCUGCCCAUGUCGGCCGAGUUCAGCUGGAGCCCAGCAACCGUUGGCCUCAUCCAGUCUUCUUUCUUUUGGGGUUACCUUCUCACUCAGAUUCUUGGAGGCAUUUGGGCUGACCGGUUCGGUGGCAAGGUGGUGCUUGGGUUCGGGGUCGUAUGGUGGUCUAUUGCAACAAUUCUUACACCAUUUGCUGCCAAGCUUGGCCUUCCGUUCCUACUUGUCGUGCGUGCUUUCAUGGGGAUAGGCGAGGGUGUUGCCAUGCCGGCUAUGAACAACAUCCUUUCCAAGUGGAUCCCGGUUUCAGAGAGGAGCAGAUCUCUUGCAUUAGUGUACAGUGGAAUGUACCUGGGUUCAGUUACCGGCCUGGCCUUCUCACCUUUCCUGAUAAGCAAAUUCGGCUGGCCUUCUGUUUUCUAUGGAUUUGGGUCCCUGGGAAGCAUCUGGUUUGCAAUGUGGCAACUCAAAGCACGCAGCUCCCCGAGCGAAGAUCCGGAAGUAACCGAGGAUGAAAAGAGGCACAUCCUAGGUGGUAGUACUGUAAAGGAGCCUGUUAGCUCCAUACCAUGGAAGUUAAUCCUAUCCAAGCCUGCAGUAUGGGCUCUCAUAGUAUCCCAUUUUUGCCAUAACUGGGGAACAUUCAUUCUCCUAACGUGGAUGCCCACAUACUACAAUCAGGUUCUGAAGUUCAAUCUCACCGAGUCCGGGCUUCUGUGUGUCCUGCCGUGGCUGACAAUGGCUGUGUUUGCAAACAUUGGUGGCUGGAUAGCUGACACUCUCGUUGCGAAAGGGGUUUCGAUAACAAAUGUUCGCAAGAUCAUGCAAUCUAUCGGGUUCCUUGGACCGGCCUUGUUCUUGACACUGCUGAGCAAAGUCCGUACACCAGCCAUGGCCGUGCUGUGUAUGGCAUGCAGUCAGGGGAGUGAUGCUUUCUCCCAGUCUGGGCUGUACUCGAACCACCAGGAUAUAGGACCGCGCUACGCGGGGGUGCUUCUUGGGCUGUCGAACACCGCCGGCGUGCUUGCAGGAGUUUUUGGUACUGCUGCCACUGGCUACAUCCUUCAGAAAGGCUCCUGGGAUAGCGUGUUUCAGGUGGCUGUUCUGCUGUACAUAGUAGGGACAGUGGUGUGGAACCUCUUUUCGACCGGAGAGAGGAUCCUCGAAUAAGCCACGGACGGCCGCUAUAUGAAAAAGUAGCUGAUUUUGCUGAUGUCUGUCUUUUUUGGUGUACUCCUACAAGAAGUAAAUCUAUCUUCCAGAGCGAGAGAUACCCGUAAAAAAAAAACUCUCGUUUUUAGCAAGAGAUUUAGCUGCACAAUUGCAUUUGAUGUUUGGGCUAUGGAAGGAGUGAAGAUCACACUGAAGGGCUGCACUUGAUGGUUAAAUUUUUGCUGUGAAAGUCAAGAUGCUAGACUUGGAACCAAAGAAUUCUCUGAAGCUGAAAGCGGCUGCAGCACGAAGGGAAUUAAUGCCAGACCUUGCACCAAAUCCUAGCAUAGCACCUGUUUGUUGCUGGACAAGUCCAAGACUCCAAGCUAGCUACUUCCCUGAUUCAGCUUUUGCACCAACUAAAGUACUCCACAUGGUUUUCUAUUUCCCUGAUGAAACCGAUGUUUUAACCAUGUUUGCAGCUGCUGCCAAAUUCAUGUGGUACUUAUUACACAAGCAUUUUUGGGACAACAAUGUUCUUUUUUUAUUUUGCGAUAUUUGUUGCUAUUAUUAUUA